CGUCACGUCACAGUUUCUUUAUCAUUUCGGUGGCAAACUUAACGUAGUAUGGCCGUCGUCUGGAAGUAUUCACAGUUUUACUUCCACAAAGAAUACGCGAUAAACAUUGCACAGAGCGAAUUGAGAAAGACUUUUUUAAAUAAAUUCUUUACGCGUGUGAGAUAAACAGUAAAAGAAGUGUUUAUUUAGUUGAUACUAGAUUACGUUCGACCUAUUUUUCGUUUUCGGUUUUCACCAAGAUUUUAAAUAUCAAAAUGUGGUUAGUUAGCCAACCAAAUUCUGUGAUUCUGGAAGUUAAGGUGGAUAACAAUGCCAUCGGACAGCAGCUGUUGGAAAGGGUAUGCGAGAAGCUAGAAAUCGGCGCAGAAGCUGAUUACUUCGGUCUUCGCGUUUGCUCAGGCUCUGGACCGGGACGAUGGCUGAACCUGCGCAACCCCCUGGACCCGCACCGCAUCCCCGGGGGGCGCCUCGACUUGCGCGUCAAGUUCUGGGUCCCGCCCCACCUGCUGAUCAACGAACAGACCCGCCACAUCUUCUACCUGCACGCGAAAUUGGACCUUAUCGAAGGAAGAUUGGUCGUCGCAGACCAAGAAGUGGCAAGGCGUCUGAUCGCGUACAUAGCUCAAGCGGAAACGGGAGACUGCGAUCCGGACGCGCCCACACAUGUGUACGAAGAAUGCAAUAGAAUCGGCCCGCAAGGCGAGAAAUCAGAAGACCACGUGGAUAAAAUUAUCGAGUACCACUGCGAGAUAGCCGGCAUGCGGGCGUCUCAAGCGGAGUAUCGGCUGUUGAAGGAAAUAUCGAAGCUGGAAUCCUUCGGGGAGGAGCUAUUCUUCUGCAAGCCAGUGACGGCGAGCAACAACGCGCACAAUCUAUACAGUCACCUGUUAUACCACACGCAGCAAGAAGAGCCUCGUGCGCGUGAUGAGCAGGAGAUUGAUGGAGGAGCGACAGUGGGCUGCCUGACCUCGGGGCAGAGCGCUACGGGUUGCGGCUGCCGGCUGAGCACGUGCGUGGGCGUCGGCCCCCACGGCAUUGUGGUGUACCGCCCGGCGUGCAAUGGAGAGCAGGACAUCGGAGUUGAAAAGCAGAGUAUUCCCUACACGGCGAUCCACCGCGCGCAGCCACUACGGCGCAUCUUCCAGCUCACGCACGUGGCGGGCGCGCACGAGGCCACGCUGCACGUCAAGAUGGCGACGUCGGGCCAAGCGGCGGCAUUGUACCGCGCGGUCACAGAGAAGCACGCCUUCUACUGCUGUGAGACAGUGCGCAGUGACGUCACGGAACAGUUCAUACGGGACUUGAAGGGCACAAUAGCGUCCAUCUUCAACGACUCGACGACACUGGGCCGUCGCUACGUGUUCGACAUCAGACGCACGUGCCGCGAGGUGCACGACCGCGCGAGGCGCGAGGCGCACGCGAGGCAGGUGCACGAGCCGAGGCCGAGGCAGGCUGUUAAGAGCGAGUCUGCCCGCGCCCGCUCCCGCUCCCGCUCGCUGAGCGGCGGGCUGGCGUGCCGCGCGUGCAUGGACGCGCCCAUCGACACGCUGUUCCUGCCCUGCCGGCACGUCGCCUGCUGCGGCACGUGCGCUGCCAGAUGCGAGCGUUGCCCCUUAUGUCGCGGCGAGAUAGAGAAGCUGAUGCACAUAUUCCUCCCGGUGGAGUACCAGAAGAGCACCGGAGUGAUCAUAAAAUGAAGCGACGACACGACGGCGAUCCCUGAACGAACCAACCUCGUGUGACGUGUGUUCCCGCCAUCUUGUGCGCAGAGUGACAGCUGUCAGUGCAGCCACAGAGUAUAAACUGUUGUGACGUGUGACCGUCUAGUCAUAGUGACUAUUUUUGCAUUUUUUUUUUACGGAAUGGGCGAUGUCAUUCCAGUCUAUUUAACAAUAUUGAUUAGUGUAAAAAAUGACAAUAAAUUGCUAUGAAACUGCCAAUCGGGUUGUCCCAUUUAUGGCUCAUGUCGGUACUUAUUAUUUUUAUAUAACCAUUAUAAUAUUAUAAUGAUAGAAGUACCCAGUUAAGGCUUCCUUCGUUUUAGAAGGUUUUUUGUUUUAAAAAAUAACUUUGUGAUAAAAUAAAUAAUACUUUAAACUAACCAAAAAUGUUCUUAAAUUUAUGCAUUUCUCUUUAUUGGUUACGUUAAUUUACGGUAAAACUAAUGAUAGAAGAUUAUCAAUAAGUUAUAAUAAGUGUAAGACCUGUGGUCUAUAAGAUAUAUUUUGUGAAAAUCGUAAAAACAUGAAAAUAUAGCUAUAAUAUUAUA
Molecule: messenger RNA, 2269 nt
Organism: Colias croceus (clouded yellow)
Lineage: Eukaryota; Metazoa; Arthropoda; Insecta; Lepidoptera; Pieridae
Gene: dnr1
Product: E3 ubiquitin-protein ligase MYLIP
Exons: 6
Coding region: 255-1697 (480 amino acids)
Biological process (GO): ubiquitin-dependent protein catabolic process
Cellular component (GO): cytoskeleton
Molecular function (GO): ubiquitin-protein transferase activity
Source: RefSeq, a predicted model, not a curated record